CUUGCCUCCAGAGAACUCCUUGUUGCAUGCAAUGUCGGGAUAUCCGGAGAGAUCAGAGACCUGGUCAAAAGAGCAGUUCUUCGGGCCUCUCCACGAUCAGUUUAAGCUGGGGAGACGCUUGGGCAAGGGAGGUCAGGCAACGGUCUACGAAUGCACUCGAACGCGGACGGAGAAGAAAUAUGCUGUUAAGGUAAUUGAGAUGAAAGCCUUGAACUUUCAGAAGAACGACGGCGAGCAAAACCUUCGGCGGGAGAUUCGGAACAUGGAGGAGCUCUUUCACCCGCGAAUCGUGAACCUGCUGACACACCUGUAUGAGGAGAACAGGUGUUGGCUGGUCAUGGAUCUUGCUCGCGGUGGGGACUUGCACAACAAGAUCUUCGAUGAGCUCAACAUUUCCAUCAAGAAAGGGGACGACCACUUUGCGGGUCUUGGGCAGUCCGAACUGGCCUCCAGACACGUGGCACAACAACUCUUGGAAGGCGUGGGCUACAUGCAUUCUUUUGGCAUUGUCCAUCGUGACAUGAAACUGGAGAAUGUGUUGAUCGUGCGAACCUAUGCGUACCCUGGACCUGCAGAGAAGAACUUCCCCAUACCAUCGGAGGUGCACGACGUCAAGAUCACCGACUUUGGGCUAUCUAAGAACAUGCACAGCACCCCGAUGCUAAGACGCGCUACAGCCGUGGGAUCGCCGGAUUUCGUGGCACCAGAGGUGCUAGUCGGCGUAUGUGAUCAGACUGGCGACUACUGGAGCUAUGGUGUGAUGAUCUACGCCAUGAUUUGUGGAGAGUGGCCCUUCACCAUCAGGAGCAAAGAUCUCGUCCCAGAGCGACACAAGGAGGUCGUUUCAUGCAUAAAGGCGACUCGAUCAUGGCAGCAUGCCUCAAAGGAGGUGCGAGCUUUGGUUGAGGGUCUACUGAAAAUCAACGCCUCGUCAAGGUUUACACACGUGGAAUGUACACACCAUCCGUGGUUUUCAAGCUGUUCAGCAGAGUGCUACAAGGUGGCGCUUGCGGAGGGUGUACCUCUCAAAGCCGGAGAGCCUCGAGGUGUAAUUCAGGAGAUCUGCGGCUGUACAGGCUAUGCUGUGGACAAUUUGCAGUUGAAACUUCGAAGUGGAACAACUUUGUCGUACGGAAGUGCUGGUGGCGACAUUCAGCAGAAUUGGAAGCUGAGGCCGGAUGAGAGGCUCACCGCGGUCUUGCAAGAGGAGCGACACGACUUUUUGGGCCUUUCCAUCAGUUUCCACACCUCGCGCGGGGAUGUGCUGGUGCUACAGGGAGCCGAAGCCCGUAAGCGGCGCACCUUCCUAGCGCCCAGUGGCAGUCAGAUUGUUGGACUCCAAUUCCAAGGGCAUCGUUUGAUCGGGAUCCACCUAGAGAAGAUCACCAUGGAGGAGCCCGGCCUGGUGGCAUCUCUGGGAGGUCGUGUGGGGCAUGCAGUGGACAAGGUCUGGUUCCAACUGCGCGAUGGUUCUCUCCGAGAGUAUGGCAACUCGGAGGGAGGAGUCGAUCAAGGGCCCUGGGCACUGGAGCAAGGGGAGCACAUCAAUGCUGUGGAGCAGUUGGUGCGGGAUGCAUUCCUGGGAACCUCACUGGCCUUCUACACCUCCGCCGGGAGCAUCUUUUGCCUGAAGGGAAUGGAGGCUUUUGGCUCCCGGCGCUUUACUUCGUUGCCAGGGCGACAGAUCUGCGGCUUGCAUUUCGAGGGCAGCAUGAUCUCUACAGUUGACACAUGCCCUGACGACGGAAUGGGGUUCCAAUUGCUGGCUACGGAGCCGAGCGGCCUAGCGGAUGGGCUGAGGAUGGAAACCUGAAUGCUAUCAAGACGCAUCGCCUAGUUCUGUGACGGUGAGUUUCAGAGGCCCUUCUUCAGGGCGACAACAAAAUCAUCC
Molecule: messenger RNA, 1891 nt
Organism: Cladocopium goreaui
Lineage: Eukaryota; Dinophyceae; Suessiales; Symbiodiniaceae
Source: the annotation of a GenBank genome assembly